UGACUUCGAAAGUUCGGAGCGUUUGCACGUAUCAUCGUGAGAGUCGUACGUUCGAUUUUUGUACCUCAAACACAUUCCAUCACCUAUUUUUUCCACCCAAAAAAAAGUUGUGUGACAUCCAGAGUGAAGUUUUAUUUUUUCAAAUCUUUUCUGGAUCUUUAAAACGACAAGAGAUAGAAGGACUUUUUAUUGCCACACAGUGGACAAUUGUGCAAGGACGAACGUGUCACAGGGUUAAGAAAAAAAAAAAACAUUUAAAGAAAAUCAAGUCAAUCUAAAAUCUAAAACAUUCCCAUGAUCUCUACCGCGAAUCGGUAAAAUCGGUGACAAAAAUCAAUGCUAAAAAAUUCAAGAAAUUAGUUACUGUGUCUUGUGCAAAUAUAUACAUAAUUGAAUUGUAGAAUCACUAAGAUUCUAAAUACCUAGAGAGAAGAAGUUCUAAUAAAGUGAUGUAGUGUCUAGUUCCUAGUUAACAAACGGAGAGAUACCCACAACAAAUUAGAUGCAGAGUAACAAGAGAAAAACAUAAAUAAAUAAUUAGGAAAACAUAUUGAAAUAUUCAUUGUGAAUCCAGGAGGAAUAAGGAUCCAACUACAAUUUCGAAGGAUAUAACAUCGCGCGCGCGUUCUUCAUCGAACAUUGACAAAUCAAAUCACAUCAGUCAGAGGAAGGAAAAGAAAAGAUUAAAUUAACAAAUCCAAAGAUCAUCCAGCCAGUGAGAAAUAUAGAAAAAAACAGCUAAGACAGGGCUACUAAAACCAGAAAGGAAAGGAAGAAAAAAGAAGUGGAAUUGAGCAUUUGUCAUGGUUGCCCACUAAUUGACAUUCUGAUUUCAACGCACUUUGACCUGAGAGAUCAAUUUUCAAUUUAUACGGUUGCAUCGUCGCUCAUAGAACUUUCUGUUUGUUUCCAUUUAGUUCAGUGUACCUGUAUGUGUGUGUGUUCUUUUCUUUUUUUGCGUUUGGGACAACGAAAAACAGUCACAUUACUUUUCGUUUUUUUUAAACAAUGAUUAACUUUUUUCACAUUUCGUGCUAUCGCAAGGAGGAAAUGUGAACUCAUUUGAAUUUGUAAUGAAUUGAAGGCAAAUAAUUUGCAUCUCACACACUGUGGCAAUAUUGUGGAACACUGGCAGGCCAGCUCGCGUAUACCUGCAACGGGUGUGCAUGACAAGGAGUUGACCAGGCAGAGGUAGGAGACGAAAGAAGUGGAACAUGCGAAGGUAUUCCUGCACCCUUUUGCUGUGACUGGACCAACCGAAUUGUGCUACACGACGAUCGGGUGAUCCAGUUUCGUGACAACAAUAGAAGGGAUAAGAAGUUUGAGGAAUAACCACCAUUUCCUUGUGGAACAUACAGCAGUUCCAAGAAGAAAAAAGGAAAAUUAUAUAUAGAGGAAGGGUGCUCUGCUCAACUAUCCGUGCUGCUGUUUGUAAUUUAUUGUGAGAGCUCUCAUUGGCCAUUGGGAAAAAACUAUCUGGACCACAUCAUCGCAAAAAAGAGUGAAUUUGAUUUUUUGUUGUUACUGAGUGACGUGCUAAAAAAUACCCACACGGUGGUCAGUUGAUAUGACAUAAGGGGGUGUUUGAAAAUUUCAUCAAAAGGUGAACAAUCAGAAACCUGAGCCCCAACUUGGAGCCCUACCCCGCCAGCGUGGAGGGGCUAAAUAGCCCUAGAGCGGUGGGGAUGGCCGCCGCUACGUACAUGACGACAUCAACCGGCGAUUUAGAUAUGGCUCUCGGGGGUGGCUAUCAUACAUCCUCACCGCGAAGUGCCACAGAUGCCGGUGAGAUGAAGUACAUGCAGCAUCAUCAUCAUCACCAUCAUCAGGUGCCGUCCAGUCCAAGUCCAAAUACGGGGGGUUUGGGUGCUGUGACAACGGGAUUAGGGGGAGUUGGUGGAAAUCCAUGGGCUGCAUUGCAUCCAAGUGACCCAUGGGCACUACAGUCGCAUCAUUCACACCACCAUCCUGCCGAUGUGAAGCAGGAAAUGCACCUGUCGCAACAGUCACGGGCACAGCAAGGUAUGGCCUCCCCGCACGCCUGGCAUGCCCCAGUUCAUGCGUCAGCUCACUAUGCCCCAACGGGGGGUUCACCCCUGCAAUACCAUCAUGCUGCGAUGAAUGGUAUGCUCCAUCAUCCGGCUCACCCGCACCACCAGGGCAGUGCUCCGCUUCAUCAUGCCCUGCGUGGCGGCGACUCACCUCAGCUGCACCUGCACCCGCAUCACCUCCAGGGCGAUCGUGACGUGAGCGCCGGCGAGGAAGACACCCCCACGUCGGAUGAUCUCGAAGCAUUUGCCAAGCAAUUCAAGCAGCGACGAAUAAAGUUGGGCUUCACGCAGGCGGACGUCGGGCUCGCCCUGGGCACCCUGUAUGGUAAUGUGUUUUCGCAGACAACGAUAUGUCGCUUCGAGGCUCUACAGCUGAGCUUCAAGAACAUGUGCAAACUGAAGCCACUGUUGCAAAAGUGGCUGGAAGAGGCUGACUCCACCACGGGGUCACCAACGAGUAUCGAUAAAAUUGCAGCACAGGGACGGAAGCGGAAAAAGCGAACAAGCAUUGAGGUGUCGGUGAAGGGGGCGCUGGAGCAGCAUUUUCACAAGCAACCGAAGCCGUCGGCGCAGGAAAUUACCUCACUAGCGGAUUCGCUGCAGCUUGAAAAGGAGGUGGUGCGGGUGUGGUUUUGCAAUAGGAGGCAAAAGGAGAAGAGGAUGACGCCUCCCAAUACGUUAGGGAAUGAAAUGAUGGAUGGCAUGCCGCCGGGACAUAUGCACGGUGGCCAUGGUGGCUACCAUCCGCAUCACGAUGUUCACGGGAGCCCCAUGGGAACGCAUAGUCACAGCCACAGCCCACCGAUGCUAAGUCCACAGAAUAUGCAGAAUGCAGGCGGUCACCAGCUUGCGGCUCACUAGCAAUCCGAGAACCAGGAGUCCACUCCAGGCGACUCGCCCCCGUCAACUGCGGCCGUAACCUCAACGGCAUCCCCGACACCACCACCCGUCUCAAUUGGGCCACCACCGCCGCAGAUGACAUUUAGUACCUCGCGCCAGCAUCAGAUGGCUAGCGCCGCCGUGGCGGCAAUGUACAUAGAUCACAGGUAUCCGCCGACGGCGUCAGCGCCACCACCACCUCCGCCAUCUCAUCUGUCAGGCCAGCAACCACCAACCCCGCUGCACCAUCAGCUCAUGAUGCCACCCCAGACGACCUCCACGUCGCCCACGGCGGCACAUCUAAUGGCAAAUCACCAGCAGCAACUCCUUCAUGCAGCUGCUGCUGCUGCAGCACAGCAGCAGCAUCAGCAUCAGCAACAGGAUCAGGGUGGUCAGCAGCAACAUCAGCAACAGCAGGCCCAACAGCAGCAAUAUCACGCGAGACGCCUAUUCCAGGAGUGGACCCUGCAAUUUGGCACCGCAGCCGCGGCAGCAACCGCCGCUAACGGUGUCCACCAUCGACACUUCACCAAUUUCAGCAAUUCUGGUGAAUAAUCGAUGGUUCAGUAGGUGCGAAAUCCCCCCAUAGAAAAAACCCCUCGAGAGCAACAUCUCACUGUAUGAGACCUCUUCGCAUCAUCCACACAAAGUAACUCUUUUGCGAGAUUAUGUGUGCGUGUGGUGCAAAUUAGUGGUUUAAUAGUUAUAGCAAAAAAAUCAGUGAGAUAGAAUUAUAAAAUUAAUAAUAAAUUCAUGCAUAAAUGCAUAACCUUCUCCCCCGAGAGAGAGAGAGAGAGAGCGAAAAACUAAUAGCUAAAGCAUCAGGGUGAGGACGAUCUUAUAAAAAAAAUUGAUUAAUAAGACUAUGAACCAAAUAAAACAAAUAUUUGAAAUGAUACAAAAAAACAAGUAAAACGCGCCGUCAGGUGUUUAGUACAAGUGAUAUACAUUAAAAAUACACUAUAAUUAAAUAAAUAAAAAAAAUGAAAUACUUUAAAUAAGUACAUAACAUAAUAUAUUAUUAAUUAUUGUGCGAAUGUUCUGUAUAUUUCAAAUAAUCUCUCCUUCACACAUUCACACCACCACCAUGAUAGAAGAAGAAAAAAAUGAAUAAUGUCUUGAAGAAAGAAAAAAAAAGAGAUAAAUACACGUGAAAAGGCGUUUACGAAUAGCUCUACUACACAACACAAAUUAAUUCGUUCCAAUUUAUUGACGACUUGCGAUUUCAAUGUGAGUAUCUUCUCAAUUUGAAAAACUCUCUAUAAAUUGUCUUUUUUUUUGUUUCUUGUAAACUCUACUGUGUGGAACACACAGUGCAGAAUGCGAAAAAAAUGCAGCCAUACCGACGUGAUCUUAAUUUCCACAUUUGCACUCAAUUUUUUGCGAAAUACUCGUUAAAUUCUAAUUUUGAAAGGCAUUUGAAUGACAUUUUGCACAGAAAAAAUGUCAAUAAAUUGUCAAACACUUGUCAAAUUCUUUUUUUUAAUGAAAUUAAACAAAAAAAACUUGAUAGUUGUAUUGAAAUUGACAUAAAGAGAAAUUGAGAGCUGUCACAUGACAAUUUCUUUUUUUUUUUUAAUUAACUUGUAACUAUUUCUUAAGAUAUUUUAGUAGCAAUAAUUUACAAAUAUAAUUUGGUAAUAACUUAUUUCUGUCAAAAAAAAAAAAAAACAAUAUAAAAAAUAACAUAGAAAAAUCAGGAGAAACUAAUCGUUUUAUUAUGUCUCAUCAUAAAAAAAAUCCAAAAUAUUUUUCUGAAAUGAUUUUUUUCACGGUGAAAAUGCAGAUUGAUUUUCAUGAGGAAAAUUCUCUUUUUAUGGAUUUUCUCACCAUACUCCUUCGCUGCAUGUUUGAUUCUGCGCUGUGGUUGAUGUUGUUUUUAUCCACACUACAUAUAAAAGCAAAUAUUGUGACGUGAAAAAUGACGAGCUAUCAAAAUUGAGAGUGAAAAUUGUCUCUAAAACAAGGAUUCUCUAUACAUUUUUUACGUUAGAUUCUUAUUAAAGCUCCUUCAGAGAGAAAGAGAGGAAAUAGAUAGGAUGGCGUUUGGAAUCUACUUGCCACACAGAAAAAGCCUUCCUCAAAACAUAAAAGAAAAAUAGAAAAAGAACUUUUGAGCAACGCCAUUGGUCUAAUAAGCAAUCUGUAUUAAAAAAUUGAAUCUUUGGCCUUUUAAUUUCCUACGCACAAGGAAUUUUAGUCAUUGAUCCUUUUUUUUAUUACGAAAAGAAUUCUCUGCAUCAUGAUCUCAUUUGCAAACACAGAAUAACAAUUUAGCAAAAAAAAAAACAGCAAAAAGUGGUGUCAUUCGAUGUUUCAAUAACAAAUCUUGUCAGUUUUUUAUAUCACAUUUUAAAUUGAAAAGUACCACCAUCAACUAAUUAGAGCAAUAGAGAGACACAGAAAUGAGGAGACUUGUCAGUUUAAAAUAGCGCCAGAAUUGUCAAAGAAAAAAAAAGAAAAACGUCAAAACAUCGUUAAUAAUUUAAGAAAGAAGCAAGAAAAUUAUGCAAAUUCCCAUCCGUGUGUUGCCAUUUUGUCGAGAUAUGGAAUUUUUAUGUCCCUUCCCGCAGAAGCAUUGAAAAGGGAAAAAACAGGAUUUUGAUGCAGUGAAAAUGCUCAUCUAUACAAUUUCUCUGUGGCACGCAGCAAAAAUGACACGAUGUUGACAUUUUACCUUUGGAAAAUGCGUGAAAUGUCUCUCGUAUAUAUUUCUUUUAUUUCUAUUACCUUUAUUUCAACCAUAUAGGUACGCGACGAUAGGUUUAUCCUUGCGUUUUGAGCUUAUUUCGUUAUAUCUUCCUACAACGUGUGACUUGUUUUACUUUGACAAGAACAUACAGAAAAUUCUAUGUUUUUUUUUAAAUGGCUAUUAAUAUGUACGUUGCAACGCUGCGAUGGAUUUACGAGGAAUUACUUUUUAUCCUUUACUACAUUUUUUGAAAAACUAUGCCAGUUUGCUUUGGAAAAUCUUUACCAGUCGUUAUAACCGUUACAACUUUGAUCAAUGUUCCAAGUAUAGCACGACGUAUAAGUUUAGCAUUUUGAAAUUUCAUGAAUUUGAAGAUAUAUGUAUUUAAUUAAAUAAUUUUCAUUUCAAAUUUAUUAUUAGUGCAUGAGCAAAGAAAAAAAUCAAAAUUUUAUGCAGAAAACCACAUUUUGUUGAAAUGCAAAAUAUAUUCACCGCUAAAAUAUACCGGAAUUUAUUAAAAAAAUGGGAAUUUCUCAAUUUCUUUUUUACUCUAAUGUGAAUAUAUCUGAAGUAGUAAAUUUCAUGUAGGGGAAACCACGCCUAGAGAAGACAGGGGCUGAUAAAGUCAAUCCGGGGUUUUAAAAAAGCUCAAAAUAUCAUAUUUCCUGUAUUUGAGUUUAAGAACAAUUUAUUCAUUGAGCUACAGAACUUUUCUAUUCUUGAAAUAAUUAUAUUAAACUCUCGUCCAUCUGUUGUAGCCUUUAUAACUUUUAUUUAACAUAAACUUUCUGACAACAAACAGACAGCACAUGAAAUAAAAUAUUCAAAAAUCAUAGAAAAUUCAAUGAAAAAAGGCAAGAUAAAAAAAUAAGCUCUAAACGCACGACUAAAGACAAAAGUUCUGUUUGUGAAAAUGCUCAAUUGUACAGCAAAUUGCAUUAAAAGAGAAAUGUGUGGAUUUAAUUUUCAGCAGCAUCAUGAAAAUUGUAAGAAAAAAAAAUUAGAAAAAACAAUAAAAAUAAAUGUAGUGUGUAGGUGGCACUCAAUAUACAUAAUACAAAGAAUCUCUCACGCAGUAUCCCUUUGAAAAUAUGACUUAAUUUCAAAUCAUAAAUAUCAUUUUUUUUGCAACAGACAACCAACAGAGAAAAUAAAUUAAACAUUAUGAAUUGAUGCAAAUUGUGCGAGAACACGCUGAGGGAAUGUGUUAUAAAAUAUUAAUUCUUAAUAAUAUGUCAUAUUGACAGCACGGAAAUUUCAUUUGGGCUUUUUGCAACAACAACAAAAAAGGAAGUGUUAAUAAAAUGAAAACAUAGAUGAGCGCAUAUAAAAAAAACUUUGAAAAUGGGAGAAGUUAUUUUAGCAAGAAAAAAGUGGACAUAAGUAAACCAAAGACACAGCAAUUAAUCAAUAUUAUCUAUUCAAUAAAUAAAUAAAUAUUAAAUAUUUUAUUUUUUCCCCAUGUUGAAUUUGUCACCUACUCAACUGCAAAUACAUAUAGCCAGUUUUACGUAACUACCUUUUUCUUCUUCUUUAUUUUAUUUUGUCCCCCCGCAGUGUAUAGAAAAAAAAUACGAUUCGAUGGUUAGAGACGUGAGCAGAAGAGAUGUGUAGUGAUGAAGAAUAGGAAAAAAAUGAGGAAUACACAUAAAAUUCUACAAGAAAAAAAAACAUGUGUAGCUGGAGAUGGAGAAAAACCAACAAAUUUUUCGUAUAAAUAGAAAUAUUAAAAAAAAAUUGAAUGAUAGUGUGGAAGAUGAAAUAAAUCUGUAAAUACUGUAGAGGCAAAAAAAAACUAUAAAUACACUUACAUAGAGAAUAAAAAUUAGUGAUCCAAUAUUUGAUUUAAAAAGUGCAUAUACGAAAGAAAUCCAAGAAAUAAUCAUGGAGAAAUAUGGAAGGAGGAUGUGGAAAAAACAUAGCGAAGAAACUAAGUUUUUUACCUAAUUUUAAUCAAAAGAAAAUGAGAGAAAAAAACGACGAAGGUGUAUAAAAAAUUUCAGGCGAAAAAAACAGAACUUUUGACAAUGUUCUUUCUAUAUUUUUUAUUUUAUUAUAUUUUUUCUAUUUUUGAAAAUUAUCAUUGUUGUAAUACGAGGUACAAUAAAAGAAGUAAAAAAAAACACUAUGUCGAAGAAAAGAAAAAGAAGUCGAGAGGAAAAUAAAUCUUGAUCUAUAUAUAAUUCUUAUUAUAUAUAAAACAAAAAGAAGAGAAGACAAAAAAGAUACGAUGAGAUAAACAAAAAAUUCCACUUUAAAAACACAUGAAAAAAAUUACAAUUAUUAUUAUUACUUAAUUAUUAAUUAUUAUUAUGGUACGAUGUAAAUGGAUUUAGUCGAUUUUCGAUUUAAUAAAAGAGGAGAAAAAUCAAUUUUAUUAAAAAUAUUUAUGAUGAA
Lutzomyia longipalpis is the source of this 8019-nucleotide messenger RNA. It is a transcript of the gene vvl, whose product is annotated as POU domain protein CF1A. Gene Ontology annotation, biological process: brain development; regulation of transcription by RNA polymerase II. Gene Ontology annotation, molecular function: DNA-binding transcription factor activity, RNA polymerase II-specific; RNA polymerase II cis-regulatory region sequence-specific DNA binding. NCBI's taxonomy places the organism in Eukaryota, Metazoa, Arthropoda, Insecta, Diptera, Psychodidae. Bases 1686 to 2912 code for a protein of 408 amino acids. Gene Ontology annotation, cellular component: nucleus. The record is from RefSeq and is a predicted model, not a curated record. The transcript has a single exon.